Molecule: messenger RNA, 1044 nt
Organism: Ctenopharyngodon idella (grass carp)
Lineage: Eukaryota; Metazoa; Chordata; Actinopteri; Cypriniformes; Xenocyprididae
Product: pre-miRNA 5'-monophosphate methyltransferase
Exons: 3
Coding region: 25-786 (253 amino acids)
Biological process (GO): negative regulation of pre-miRNA processing; miRNA metabolic process
Cellular component (GO): cytoplasm
Molecular function (GO): RNA methyltransferase activity; O-methyltransferase activity
Source: RefSeq, a predicted model, not a curated record
GGAAAACAUGCGACGGACUCAAAGAUGGAGACACACGUUCCCCAUGUGAUUUCAGAGGAAAAUGAAGAUCCAGGAGCCGCUCCUUAUGGAAACUUCAUCAAUUAUUACAGCUUCAACCCACCAGAGAAUCGCCUAGGUUUGAUACCAGAAGCGCUGCUUGAAAACAUCGGAUUCGGUUCUGACUGUGAACGUGUUUUAAUGCUGGAUGUGGGAUGUAACUCAGGGGACUUGUCCGUUGCUCUGUACAAGCAUUUUCUGCAUGAGGAGGCCUCUGGAAGCGACUCUCCAAAAAGUGAACUGUAUCUGCUUGGAUUUGACCUGGACCAAGAUUUAAUCCUUCGUGCACAAAACUCCAACCCCUUUCCCCUGAAUAUCCAGUUCAUCCCCCUGGAUAUCACGGAUGAUCAAAAGAGCCAGACAGUGCUAGAGUCAUAUUUGGGAAAGUUUGGCUGCCCCCGUUUCCACCUGUGCACCUGUUUUGCGGUGACUAUGUGGGUGCAUCUGAAUCACGGAGACGCUGCGUUUCUGUCUCUCCUCUCCAGACUGGCGUCUCUCUGUGAGUAUCUGCUGCUGGAGGCGCAGCCGUGGAAGUGUUACCGCUCCGCUGCACGCCGCUUACGCAAACUGGGCCGCAGCGACUUUGAACACUUCAAGACCCUUGAGAUUCGUGGGGACAUGGCUGCGCAUGCUAGAGAGCACUUGGAAAAGCAGUGCAGCAUGGAGCUGGUGCAGAGUUUCGGUAAUACAACAUGGGACAGAAGUCUUCUCCUCUUCAGAAGACGAUAAUAAAGAGCAACACAGUCAGAUUGAUUUUAAAUAUCUAUCAAUCCACAGUCAUCUGUAUAUGCUGACUGACGCUCUCUGUAAUUCUAGUUACUGAACACAAGGGGGCACUAGUGAUUUUUGCUUUUGCCAUGAGUUUAAUGUUUUUUUAUUUUUUGUAUGUCUGAUAUACAGUGGCAAUUAAGACUUGGAUAAUUAAGUUAGCUUAAAAAUAGUUAUUUUAGCAUAAAUACUUUAAUUUAAUAAACGCUAUACUCGACA